This is a messenger RNA of Lacerta agilis (Sand lizard), 1715 nucleotides long. RefSeq names its product protein kinase C substrate 80K-H (gene PRKCSH). Gene Ontology annotation, biological process: liver development; N-glycan processing. NCBI's taxonomy places the organism in Eukaryota, Metazoa, Chordata, Lepidosauria, Squamata, Lacertidae. Bases 145 to 1545 code for a protein of 466 amino acids. Gene Ontology annotation, molecular function: protein binding; calcium ion binding. The record is from RefSeq and is a predicted model, not a curated record. Gene Ontology annotation, cellular component: glucosidase II complex. The transcript is spliced from 17 exons.
GCCAUACACGCCCACACGCGCACACUUCGAAGCGGAUGUUCCCGUCAUCCCCUUCCGCUUCCUCGGACUGUUGGACUUGGGACCCGCUUUCCGCGAGGAUUCCCGCGCCCCGUCGGAGCCGCUGCUGCUUUUUGACUGUGGAUCAUGCUGCUGCUUACCCUGUUCUUGUUCUUGCUUUUGGGCUUAGCAUCUCCUGUGGAGGUGAAGCGCCCACGGGGUGUCUCCUUAACAAGCCAUCACUUCUAUGAUGAAUCGAAGCCAUUUACUUGUCUAGAUGGCUCAGCAACAAUAGCCUUUGAUAGAGUCAAUGAUGAUUACUGUGACUGCAAAGAUGGAUCGGAUGAGCCAGGAACUGCUGCAUGUCCUAGUGGCCGUUUCCACUGCUCCAAUGCUGGCUACCGACCUCAGUACAUCCCCUCCUCCCGUGUCAAUGAUGGAAUUUGUGACUGCUGUGAUGCAACAGAUGAGUACAACAGCGGCAUCGUGUGUGAAAACACAUGCAAAGAAAUGGGCCGAAAGGAGCGGGAGGCACUAAAGCAGAUGGCUGAAGUGGCCAGAGAAGGCUUCGAAAUCAAGCAGGCCCUGAUGAAGGAAGCAAGUAAGAGGAAGGAAGAAAAACAGAUAAAGCUCACGGAGCUACAGGAGAGCAAGAAGUCUGUGGAGGAGCAAGUGGAGACUCUGAGGUCACUAAAAGAAGCUGCUGAGAAACCUGAAAAAGAAGCUAAGGAUAUCCAUCAGAAAGCCUGGGAGGAACAGAAAGCGGCUGAAAGAGCAGUGAGGGAUCAAGCCAAAGCAGAAGCAGCCUUUCAGGAGCUGGAUGAUGAUGGAGAUGGAGUGAUAUCUGUUGCUGAGCUCCAGACGCACCCUGAGCUAGAUGCAGAUGGUGAUGGAAUCCUUUCAGAAUCGGAAGCCCAGACUUUGCUGGACAAUUCCCUGCAGGCUGAUGUGGCCAGAUUCCAGGACACUGUGUGGGCAGCAAUCAAGGAGAAGUACAGACCAGAGAGCUUGGUUGAUGUACAACCCCCACCAAAAGGCCCAUCAGAUGAAGAACCAGAUACUCAGCCUGAUGCCCACGUGGACCAGUUACCUCCUGAUGACGAUUAUGACGAGGAGGAGGAUGAAGAUGAAGAGCCUGAGGAAGACAGCAUUGAUGAGGAGGUGAAGGUCCCUUCCCCCAAGCCAUCGUCUGAUGUCAAGGCGUCAGAAGAUGAACUGGAGAGGAUGCCCCCUUAUGAUGAAGCCACACAAGCUCUAAUUGAAGCUGCCCAGAAGGCCCGAGAGCAGUUUGAAGAGGUAGAGAAGUCCCUGAAAGAAAUGGAGGAGUCUAUCAGGAGCCUGGAGAAAGAGAUCUCCUUUGAUUUUGGACCUCAUGGUGAAUUUUCUUACCUCUACGGCCAGUGCUAUGAACUCACCACUAAUGAAUAUAUUUAUCGCCUCUGUCCGUUCAGCAGAGUGUCUCAGAAACCCAAACACGGCGGCUCGGAGACCAGCCUUGGCACGUGGGCUCCUGGAGCGGUCCAGAUGAUAACAAAUUUGGUGUCAUGAAGUACGAACACGGGACAGGCUGCUGGCAAGGCCCAACCGAUCCACCACAGUGAAACUUACAUGUGGCAAGGAGACAGUGGUCACAUCGACGGCAGAGCCCAGCCGCUGCGAGUACUUGAUGGAGUUUAUCACCCCAGCAGCCUGCCAGGAGCCAAAAGACCCCUCGGUCA